This is a messenger RNA of Polyodon spathula (Mississippi paddlefish), 1522 nucleotides long. It is a transcript of the gene srgn, whose product is annotated as serglycin. NCBI's taxonomy places the organism in Eukaryota, Metazoa, Chordata, Actinopteri, Acipenseriformes, Polyodontidae. The record is from RefSeq and is a predicted model, not a curated record. Bases 153 to 692 code for a protein of 179 amino acids. The transcript is spliced from 4 exons.
CGAAACCGCGUAGUUAAAGAAACUGAGGCUGUGACGCACGUCUUCUGACGGAUUGUGGCUGACUGAUCUUACAAAAGUGACCAGAGUUUAUUCCAAUAGUGAUUCGAACAGUUUUCACACGGUUUGGCAGAGAGCACAGCAAAAAGCGAGAAAUGAGAAACUACACAGAGCUCCUUUUGAAAUCCAGCGGGAGGAUUUUGUUGGCUUUGGGUUUAAUCCUCUUUCUGGGAUGUACCGUACAAGCUGCCCCAAGUAAAGGGAGAUAUAUGUGGAUACGAUGCAAACCGGACACCAAAAACCCUAACUGUGUGGAAGAAAGUGGUCCUUGGAUUGACCUUCCGAAGUCUGGAGCUGAUGUCCCUUUACCCAACGCUGAUCAUGACCUCAUGAACAAAAAGUCAGUUGAAGAUGAGCCGGGGCUGAGUUUUGAAGAAUCCGGCGAUGAUUCUGGGGAAUUCCAGGAGGACACACCAAACGAACUGGGCUCAGGAAGUCAGUGGAGUGAGGAUCUCCUAAGAGCCAGCAGCACUGCAGAUCCUGAAGAGGGAAGUGCUGACUACACAGAGGACUCCCUUGCCACGCCAGAAGGGGGCGACGUUGAUUAUUCCCAAUUUGUCUUUCCUGACAGAGUUCCAAUCAAGCAAAACUACCCUCGGGAUCUAAAGCUCCAUGAAGAGGGGUUUAUCCUGUAAAAUAAUCUUCACGAUGCAGUGAAAGGUGUCUGCUAGUUAUGCUGUGUGGUUUUACGACACGCUUUUCUAUUACCUAUCUCUCAGGAUUAAAACACUUUGCUUUGGUUUUUUGUUUUAGUUCAGCUAUAAUUGCAGAAACUGUGUGUUCAUAAUUUCACCAAAUUGUAGACUGGAAUAUAUUUCUAUAAAGUAGUAAAAUGUAUAUUUUGUCUAGUUUUAUUUUUAAAGAAAACAACAAUUUUAAACAUAAUAGUAAUAUAUAGAACACAAGUGAUACUAUUUAAUUUAGUGGGGAUGUUUUUAUACCAAACAUGUGAUUAUUUUUUUCCCUUAAAGUGUAAUUUCUUGCAGAUCAUAGGAAUGAGACUUGUUGUCUAUCUUAUGCAUUAAUUUUGUGAAUCUUACCCUGAAAUGCUUGUCUGAGAUUAUUGGUCAGAGAACAACACUUUCCAGUCGCUGUGUCUCCAAUGGGAACAGCAAUGAUGUCUCAUAAAAAGCUGAUGACAAAAACUUUGCUAUAAUAACUAAUUAAGGAACCUACUGAAUAUCGUUGCAUUCGAGAUUCACAAAAGAAAUCCUUUCGCUGCUGUACUGACUUAAAUAUAAAUUCUAUUUUCUUGAUGCAGUAAGGCUAUAAACAAUAUCACUGAAACACGUUCCACCUUAUCUACCGUGUUAGACAUGAAUGGCUCUGUUUUAUUGAAUAAUAUUAAACACAGAAUCCCAAUUACACCAGACUGUAUACUUGUGAAAAAUGGGGAAAGAAAACUAUUGUUGAUUAUGUUUUAAAAGUGCCUGAACUACCAUGCCAAUAAAGUCUGUAAAGUGAA